Spirodela intermedia is the source of this 432-nucleotide messenger RNA. The record is from the annotation of a GenBank genome assembly. Lineage: Eukaryota; Viridiplantae; Streptophyta; Magnoliopsida; Alismatales; Araceae.
AUGGAUUUCCUCAGCUUUGCCGUCAACUUUCUCGUCGACGAGAUGAGUGCCGACUCGGAGGCCACCGCCCCCGUCGCGGGCCCGGCAACGGCGGCGGCGGCGGCGGCCUUCGGCCGCGACAUGGACGGUCCAAUCGUCCUCGUCGUCGACGACGACGAUGACGACGACGACCUCGAGUCGGUAAUCGGAACCGGAGGAGAGGUGCACGAGGACGACGUGGGUGGGGGGGAGGACGGGGCCAGCGCUUGGAGCAAGGCCGGCGAUGGGGAAGCGUGGCGGUGGGAGGCGGCGGCGGAGGAGGAGGAGAAAGAGGAGAAAGAGGAGGAGGAAGAAGGCGACGGCGGAGUGGCGGUGCCCGAUUGCCGGCGAUACUCGCAGCAGGAGGAGGACCGGCGGUUCUGGGAGAGCUGCUUGGCCUCUGGGUAUCCGUGA